This is a messenger RNA of Oldenlandia corymbosa var. corymbosa, 924 nucleotides long. NCBI's taxonomy places the organism in Eukaryota, Viridiplantae, Streptophyta, Magnoliopsida, Gentianales, Rubiaceae. The record is from the annotation of a GenBank genome assembly.
AUGAUGAUUCCGGUGAUAAGUCUGGCAGGCGAAACUGCAAAACCAGGCACAAGUUCAUGGGUUGCGGCCUGCGAGAAAGUGAAAGCAGCCAUGGAAGAGUAUGGUUGUUUCGUGGCAAUUCAUGAUUUGUUUACUUCAGAAGACUCUGCUUCAGUUUUCAAAGCGCUGAAAGAUGUGUUCGGUCUUCCAGUGGAAGCCAAGAAGAAGAACGUUUUCGAUAAUCCGAUGUACGGAUACCGAACCGGGCCGCUCACCGAAAUGCUGGGGGUCUUUGAUGCAGCUCCUCAUGAUGUUGAAGAAAUCCAAAGCUUCACAAACUUAAUGUGGCCCUCUGGAAAUCCGAGUUUCUGUGAAAUUAUGUAUUAUUUUGCCAAGAAAUUCGCAGAACUAGAUCGAAUUGUGACAAGAAUGAUAUAUGAGAGCUACGGGGUGGAGAAGUGUUUUGAUCGUGAUUGUGGAAUUGCAUCAUUUACUCACUUAUUGAGAAUGAUCAAUUAUCGGGUGCCCCAAUCAAGUGACCAGUCUAAUGUUGGUAUUACCCCUCAUACGGACAAGUCACUACUAACAAUACUUCAUCAAAAUCAAGUGAAUGGACUUGAGGUCAAAACCAAGGAUGGGAAGUGGAUCAAUCUUGACUUACCACCUUCGUCCCUUCUGGUUAUGGCCGGCGAUUCUCUAUCUGGGUGGAGCAAUGGGAGAAUACAUGCCCCAGUACAUCAAGUGAAAAUGAGAGGAGAGGAAGAAAGGUUUACUCUCAGCACAUUUUCAUUUCACAAAGGAUUAAUACAAGUUCCGGAAGAGUUGGUUGAUGAUGAACAUCCACUUCUGUACAAGCCGUUUAGUCCUAUAAAGCUGCUUGAAUUUUUUGGCACUAAAGAGGGUCGCCAAGCUGAGGAUCUUCUCAAUGCUUAUUGUGGUGUUUAA